Messenger RNA from Xiphophorus hellerii (green swordtail), 2251 nucleotides. RefSeq lists its product as uncharacterized. Bases 30 to 1382 code for a protein of 450 amino acids. Gene Ontology annotation, biological process: DNA replication, removal of RNA primer. Lineage: Eukaryota; Metazoa; Chordata; Actinopteri; Cyprinodontiformes; Poeciliidae. The transcript has 2 exons. The record is from RefSeq and is a predicted model, not a curated record. Gene Ontology annotation, molecular function: nucleic acid binding; RNA-DNA hybrid ribonuclease activity.
GUGCACUGUUGGGAGUUUAUCAGGCGCUCAUGAGAUCUAUUAUGGAUUAUGGGGGUAUAGCAUAUAUGGCAGCUGCUGACAGUCAUUUGAGAAAACUUGAUAGUGAGCAAACACAAGCAUUGAGGAUUUGUUGUGGAGCUUUCAGAACAUCGUCUUUAGCUGCUUUACAAGUAGAAACUGGUGAGCUUCCUUUAAGAUUAAGAAGGUUGAAAUUAAUGUACAUGUACUGGGUGAACCUACAAGGACAUAAGUGUGAUCAUCCAACUAAGAUGGUGCUGAAGGAAUGUUGGGAACAUCAUAAAUUAAAUUGUAAUAGUUUUGGAUGGAUUGGGGAAAUAAAGGCAAAACAGCUUGGUUUAACUAUGCUCCAGUAUAGUGCUACAGUUCCUCAAUCUGAAAUUCCUCCAUGGUUAUUUCUAACUCCAGAAGUUGAUCUUCAAUUAAAUGAAAUUCUUAAAAAGGGAAAGACUCCAGAAUGGGUUGUAGUUAAUAGAUAUUUUGAAAGAUAUAAAGACAACAUAAUUAUAUAUACAGAUGGAUCUAAAGAUCCAAAUAGUGGUAGAACUGGGGCAGCAGUGAAUAUCCCACACCAUAAAGUCUUGAUUAAGAGGAGAACAGCUGACCAUUUAGCUGUUUUUACAGUUGAAUUAUCAGCCAUCAUAUUGGCCUUAGAAUGGUUGCUUGGUAAUGAUACUAGGGAAGUAAGUACAUUUAUCAUAGCAUCAGAUAGUCAAGCAGCAUUAUUAAGUAUUAAAUCUGGUAAAUCUAGCAGAUUAGAUUUGAUAUUAAGAAUAUAUCAAUUAUUAGUUCAUCUUCAUAACAAUAAAUGCUUGGUUCAAUUUGUCUGGAUUCCUGCUCAUGUAGGUAUAGAAGGAAAUGAGGAAGUAGAUAUUCUAGCUAAGCAGGCCUUGAAAUCAGAUAUUGUUCAUCUGAAUAUUCCUUUGAGUAAAAAUGAGGGUAAAUCUAUUAUUCCAAAAGAAAUUAUUAAGAUUUGGCAGGAGCUAUGGGAUAACCAUGAUAAUGGGAGACAACUAUAUACAAUUCAAAAGAGUGUGGGAGAUAGUAAUUAUAUGAGUGGAAGGCGGAAAGAGGAAGUAGUUAUGUCUCGACUUAGAAUUGGACAUUCUGGACUUAAUAGUUCGCUCUUUAAAAUAGGAAAGCAUGAGAAUGGGGCUUGUAAUUAUUGCAAUCAGGUGGAAACAGUGGAGCAUGUCUUGUUAGAAUGUGAUAAAUACUCAGAGGAACGCCAGAUUUUAAAGUCGUUACUAAGUAGAAAGAAUAUAGGACUGUCUAUGAUUAGUCUAUUAGAUAAUAAAUCAAGUUAUGUUAGAAAUCUCUUAUUUAGGUUCUUAAAUAACACUGGGUUAAUGAGUCGUAUUUAGGAUAUGAACAAAUAUUUGUGUGUAUGCCAGUGCAUGCUCAUGCAUUAAUUCAGGUAUUAAUGAGUGUGUUAGGAUGUGAAUUUGCACAUCCUACACAUCAUUGAGGUAGAUUUAAUUCCCUCUGAGAUCUCUGAUGACCACACUCCAGUCUGGUAGGUGGCGGUAAAUGCACCUUAAGUUGGAUGCCAGCCGCCAAUAAAAAACAAAAGAAGAAGAAGAAGAAGAAGAAGAAUAAAUCUUCCUGUUAUGCUGGAGAAAGCUUAACGUGUGUGCCUCAUCUUUUCUAUACCACAGGUUGGUAAAAUGUAUUUUUGUACAUAUAUAUUGAUGACCUUCGGGAGUUAAAGAGCUCAUUGAAUCGGUUGUUGACUAGUGAGUCAUUUUGUCCGGUUUGUGUUGAGUAUUGUGUGGAAAACGGGACACAGUUCUGGAGGUUGGGGUAUGCUAAUGCUAGCGGACUUUGGUUUCUAUGUAUUAAGCUAGCUGAGAAACGGCUAAAGUACUACCAAUUUCAUAUUGAACUGGUUUGAUGCAUUUUGUUUCUUUCCAGUGUUGUAUCUAUUUAUCUGGCAGAUAAGGUACUGUUGUAAGAUAAGAUGCUUGGACAUUAAAGUGUGUUUUACCUAUGCAGAAUAGGUCGUGAAGGCUAUUAAAAUAUCGAAAAGCAAAUUCAUGCACUGUUAUUUGAAUUGUUAAAAAAACAAAUAUUUGAAAAUAUGUUCAUUACACAAGAAGAAUAAAUCUUCCUGUUAUGCUGGCGAAAGCUUAACGUGUGUGCCUCAUUUUUUCUAUACCACAGCACCACACGUUGAGGGAAGACCAUCACAUACAUUACCCUCAGCCCUCCAAGGUUGCGGGGUAACACUUGC